This is a messenger RNA of Tachyglossus aculeatus (Australian echidna), 1401 nucleotides long. RefSeq names its product olfactory receptor 14A16-like. Gene Ontology annotation, cellular component: membrane. The record is from RefSeq and is a predicted model, not a curated record. Gene Ontology annotation, molecular function: odorant binding; G protein-coupled receptor activity; olfactory receptor activity. Gene Ontology annotation, biological process: G protein-coupled receptor signaling pathway. NCBI's taxonomy places the organism in Eukaryota, Metazoa, Chordata, Mammalia, Monotremata, Tachyglossidae.
AUGACACUGCUGCCUGGUGGAGGGAGUCGGCAUCAUCUCCCAGAAAUGACCAACAUCUCCACUGUGACUGAGUUCCUCCUCCAGGGGUUCUCUGACAUUCGGGAGCUGCAGCUGCUCCAUGCCACGCUGUUCCUCCUUGUCUACCUAGUGGCCCUUCUGGGGAAUCUCCUCAUUGUUGCUGUCACCACUCUCGACCAGCAUCUCCACACCCCUAUGUACUUCUUUCUCAAGAACUUGUCCUUCAUAGACCUCUGCUACAUUUCUACAACGGUCCCCAAAUCCAUCGUCAACUCCUUGACCAGUGACAGGUCCAUCUCCUUUCUGGGUUGUGUCUCACAGCUCUUCCUACUGGUCUUGUUUGCCGCUUCAGAGUUUUUUCUCCUCACUGCAAUGUCUUAUGACCGCUAUGCCGCCAUCUGCUCCCCGCUGCGCUAUGAGCUCAUCAUGAACAAAACAGCCUGUGUGUGCAUACUAGCAGCAUCAUGGCUCAGUGGGGGUCUGUUUGGAAUCUUGUUUUCAGCUUCUACCUUCUCCCUGACAUUUUGUGGGUCCAAUGCUGUUCAGCAGUUCUUCUGUGAUGUCCCCCCUCUGCUGAAGAUCUCCUGUUCUGAAGUCCACAUUGCCAUUGACGUGAGUGUGGCCGCUGGGUCAGUCUUAGAUGCUGUCUGCUUCAUUUACAUCAUCCACUCCUACGUCUUCAUCUUCUCAGCCGUGCUGAGGAUGCCGUCCUCCGAGGGCCGAACCAAAGCCUUCUCCACCUGCCUGCCCCAUCUCACUGUCAUCACCAUUUUUCUCUUUACCACAGCAUUUUCCUAUCUCAAACCAACUUCAGACGCGCCCUCGGCUCUGGAUCUGCUAGUUUCCAUGUUCUACACUGUGGUGCCCCCCACUGUGAACCCCCUUAUCUACAGCCUGAGGAACAGGGACCUGAAGGCUGCCCUGGGCAGGAUCUUAAGGGGACAUUCCCCCAGCAUUCAUGCUGUGACAAAAUGUCUGUGUCCAGGUACCAAUAAUCCCCUACCACUCCUUAAAAGAGGAAUUGCCCUUGGACUUAACGAUAUAUACCACUGGCCCAGAGGCCCAAAGAUCAAUGGCAGCUUUAUCUUUGGGGAGGGGGACUCGCGGGAUAACAUCUCCCUGCCCAGAGACUCUCCCUCCGCUCUGGAUCUGGUGGUUUCCAUGAUCUACAGUGUGGUGCCCCCCACUAUCUCCUGCUCUGAGGACCACAUUGCCAUAGAUGUGAGUGUGGCUACUGUGAUAGUCUUAGAUGGCAUCUACUUUUUUUUCGUCAUCUUCUCCUAUGUCCACAUCUUCUCAGCCGUUCUGAGGAUGCCAACCUCAGAGACCUCACAGGCAGAGGAUUUUGGCGUUGGCCAGGACACGCGGUCCCACCUGAGUUGA